AUGGCGCGAUGGAACGACGACCGUCCAUUCGCGCCAGAAAGGCCGCCGCCGCCGACGACGACGUUCGAGUGGAACAGCAUACUGCGGCGGUCCCCGCCCCGCGAGGCGCUGGCCCUCUACGCGCAGUGGAUGACGCGGCUCCCCCUGGGCCGGGGCCGGGGCGGCGCGAAACCCAACAAGUUCACCUUCACCUUCCUCCUCCGCGCCUCCCGCUGCGUCCCCCGCGCCGUCCCCCUCCUCCACGCCCACCUCACCAAGCUCUCCCUCCUCCUCCCCGACCCCUUCCUCCGCUCUUCCCUCAUCUCCGCCUACGCCUAUGCUCGCCCCUCCCCCUCCUCUUCCCUCCUCCUCCGCCUCUUCGCCCUCCCCCCGCACGCCGCCCACGACCCCGUCCUCCGCACCUCCCUCCUCUCCGCCCUCGCCCGCUGCGGCCGCCCCGACGACGCCCGCAGGGCGUUCGACGAUAUGCCCCGCCCCACCCCCGUCUCCUGGGCCGCCCUCGUCUCCGCCUACGCCCGCGCCGGCCGCCCCGCCGACGCCCUCGCCGCGCUCCGCCGCGCGCGCCGCGCCGGCGCCCCGCCCACCGAGGCCGCGCUCGUCUCCUCGCUCUCCGCCGCCGCCGCCCUCGGCGCGCUCGCCGAGGGCGAGCGCGCGCACCGCGACGCCGUGGCGCGCGGGCACCCCCUCUCCCCCGCGCUCGGCACCGCGCUGCUCGACAUGUACGCCAAGUGCGGCCGCGUGGGCGCGGCCCGCAGGGUGUUCGACGAGAUGCCCGCGCGCGACGGGGCCGCGUGGACGGCCAUGGUCGCGGCGCUCGCGGCGCACGGGCGGGGCGCCGAGGCGCUGGGGCUCUUUGAGGAGAUGGUGCGCCGCGGGGUGCGCCCCGACCGCGUGGCGUACGUGGGCGCGCUGCACGCGUGCAGCCACGCGGGGCUCGUGGGCGAGGCGCGGGCGCUCCUCGAGCGCAUGCGCGCGGCGCACGGGAUCGAGCCGGGCCCGGAGCACUACGGGUGCGUGGUGGACGCGCUGGGGCGCGCGGGGAGGGUGGAGGCGGCGUGGGAGCUGGUCCGGGCGAUGCCCGUGGAACCCGACGAGCGGGUGCUCAAGGCCCUUCUGAGCGCGAGCUGCGACCGCGGCUUCGCGCCGUGCGCGGAGUGGGCGGCGGAGCGCCUCACGCGCGCGGGCACGGCCUCUGUGGCGUCGGCGUACGUGAUGCUGGGGAAUAUGUACGCGGCGAUGGGGCGCUGGGACGAGAGCGCGAGGGCGAGGAAGAUGAUGCGGUUCUGCGGCGUGCCCAAGUCGCCCGGUUGGAGCUCCAUCGACUGA
Messenger RNA from Ananas comosus (pineapple), 1326 nucleotides. RefSeq names its product pentatricopeptide repeat-containing protein At1g05750, chloroplastic-like. Gene Ontology annotation, molecular function: protein binding; RNA binding. NCBI's taxonomy places the organism in Eukaryota, Viridiplantae, Streptophyta, Magnoliopsida, Poales, Bromeliaceae. Gene Ontology annotation, biological process: RNA modification. Bases 1 to 1326 code for a protein of 441 amino acids. The transcript has a single exon. The record is from RefSeq and is a predicted model, not a curated record.